Molecule: messenger RNA, 1403 nt
Organism: Owenia fusiformis
Lineage: Eukaryota; Metazoa; Annelida; Polychaeta; Sabellida; Oweniidae
Source: the annotation of a GenBank genome assembly
UACAUGGGCGAUAAUAGGCGAAAAUAAAAAAUUUAAAUUUUGGCGGCAGCAAAUUUAAACAAUAAUGACGUUAUGAAAAGCUAUAUUACGCUUGUUUGAGAUUAUUCAUAAUCAAUAAAACCUAUAACAUACAAAAAUCGUGUUAUUUACGUCAUAAAGCCACCAUAUAUACGGAUUUUAGAUUUACCAGAAAUUCAAGCAUGUUAAAGUAUCAAACACCAAAUGUUUUACUGACAAUGUUACAGAUGUAGGAGCACCGUGUCUGAGGGACUAAGUAUACUCCAUAGUGUUUACUGCUGUUUAAUACCGAUGAAGACAUCAUGAUGAUAUCAUGAUAUCCUUGAAAAUGCUCAAUUCUAAAUGUAUUUGACAAUGCAGUAACACAACUUGAACGAUGACUCAAUGUCUCAGUGUGACAUCUGUCACAUCGACAAUCAAGGAAAAUUUCGUUGAUGACAUUGAGGUCUCAGAACCUGAUGAGCCAACCAAAAUCAAUGUCACGUCUCUGGACUUCAGACUCCCAGCAAAAUCAGUUUUUAAAAAGCCAUGGACUCCACCUUCCAAAGGUGUUCUAGUGCCGAGGAAGACUAAAGGUAUACCAAGGUCCAAGAACAUUGCUGAAACAUUGCUCAUGAAACUAGCUGCAACUAGUCAAAGGAAGCGAAACAUGAUAAAAGAAGAACCAAACUCAACAAACAAGACCAAAAAGGUGCAAUGGAGCCAAUGUCCAGCAGUGUGUGAUACAUGGGACCUAACCAAGUGGACACAUCAAGACUUAGCACAACACAUAUCACAUCUGAAAAUAUCUCCACUUCAGCGGGGCAAGUGGAUCUUCUCAUUAGACAACAUAGGUAAUCCAGAUAGAGGGGCCAAUAUAUGGAGUGAAGUGUGUGUAAUGAUCACUAAGGGGCUUCUCCCUCACUGUAAUGCUUGCCUUAGAGAAAACCAGGAUAUCUGGGUGUAUUGUGACUGUAACAAUGCAAUAAAGAUUUACAAUACACUUAAAGAGACCUUCACAGUAUCCCACAAAUUAACAUUUCAUAUAAUUGGAGAGAACAUUUCUAUUGAAAGAUAGCAAAUGGAUGUUGUUUUAGUAUUUAUGCCAUUAUUCUGAGGACAUUUGUGUGGAAUUGCUGUGUUAUCAAUUUUCUUGCAUCAAGAAUGUUAAGAGGCCAUGGGGUCCAAAGGCUGGCAGUGAAUGAUACUCUCUAGGCCUAGACAAUGAUAAGAUUUGAUUUUAUCUAACAUCCAUGUUAGAUAAUGAGGGAGUACUGCAAGUUGAGCUCUACUUACAUAUUGAUAUUAUAAAUUCCUUUGGAUUUUUAGUUGCAUUUAUUCCAUUGUAUUGCAUUUUAAAAGCAUGUUUAUGUCACCACCCAAAGUGGUUACAUAUUGCUAUAGUC